AUGAGGGAGCAUGGAGGCUCCUGCAGGAAGGUGUUUGCGGGGAAGGCCGGCCGCCUGCGCUGUGGCCCCGAGACCUCUAUGGGAGCUGCUCCCCUGACCUCACACCAGGUUGCUUUUUUCUCUCUGCAGGCCGUGGAGACCAACCUGGCUUCCAAGGACAGCCACUGGGUCUUUGUGAACGAGGAGAUCAGUGACCCUGAGAUCCUGGAUCUGGUCCACAGUGCCCUGGGCAGGAUGACCGUGGUCCGGCAGAUAUUCCCUUCCGCGAAGGACAAUCAGAAGUGCAUGAGGAACAAUCACCGCAUCUCCUCCCUGCUCUGCGACCCCCAGGAAGGCUACCUUCAGAUGCUGCAGAUCUCCAACCUCUACCUGUACGACAGUGUUCUGAUGCUGGCCAACGCCUUCCACAGGAAGCUGGAGGACAGGAAGUGGCACAGUAUGGCGAGUCUUAACUGCAUACGGAAGUCCACCAAGCCAUGGAAUGGAGGGAGGUCCAUGCUGGACACGAUCAAAAAGGGCCACAUCACCGGCCUCACGGGGGUGAUGGAGUUUCGGGAGGACAGCUCGAAUCCCUACAUCCAGUUCGAAAUCCUCGGCACGACCUACAGCGAGACCUUUGGUAAAGACAUGCGCAAGCUGGCAACGUGGGAUUCGGAGAAGGGUCUGAACGGCAGCUUGCAGGAGAGGCCCAUGGGCAGCCGCCUUCAAGGACUGACUCUCAAAGUGGUGACUGUCUUGGAAGAGCCUUUUGUGAUGGUGGCUGAGAACAUCCUUGGGCAGCCCAAGCGCUACAAAGGCUUCUCCAUAGAUGUCCUGGAUGCACUGGCCAAGGCUCUGGGCUUCAAAUACGAGAUUUACCAGGCCCCCGAUGGCAGGUACGGGCACCAGCUCCAUAACACCUCCUGGAACGGGAUGAUCGGGGAGCUCAUCAGCAAGAGGGCAGACGUGGCCAUCUCGGCCAUCACCAUCACCCCCGAGAGGGAGAGCGUCGUGGACUUCAGCAAGCGCUACAUGGACUACUCGGUGGGGAUUCUCAUCAGAAAGCCGGAGGAGAAGAUCAGCAUCUUCUCCCUCUUCGCCCCCUUUGACUUCGCGGUCUGGGCCUGCAUCGCGGCUGCCAUCCCCGUGGUGGGCGUGCUCAUAUUCGUGUUGAACCGAAUACAGGCUAUGAGGGCUCAGAGCGCCGCCCAGCCUCGGCCGUCCGCCUCUGCCACCCUGCACAGUGCCAUCUGGAUCGUGUACGGAGCCUUCGUCCAGCAAGGUGGCGACAGCUCUGUGAACUCCAUGGCCCUGCGCAUCGUGAUGGGCAGCUGGUGGCUCUUCACCCUCAUCGUGUGCUCCUCCUACACCGCCAAUCUUGCUGCCUUCCUCACAGUGUCCCGGAUGGACAACCCCAUCAGGACAUUCCAGGACCUGUCCAAACAAGUGGAGGUGCCUUACGGCACCGUCUGGGAUUCUGCCGUCUAUGAGUACUUCCGCGCCAAGGGCACCAACCCCCUGGAGCAGGACAGCACGUUUGCGGAGCUCUGGAGGACCAUCAGCAAGAACGGGGGAGCUGACAACUGCGUGUCCAGUCCUUCGGAGGGCAUCCAGAAGGCAAAGAAGGGGAACUACGCCUUUCUGUGGGAUGUGGCCGUGGUGGAGUACGCAGCUCUGAGGGACGACGACUGCUCUGUGACUGUCAUUGGCAACAGCAUCAGCAGCAAGGGCUAUGGGAUUGCACUGCAGCAUGGCAGCCCCUACAGGGACCUCUUCUCUCAGAGGAUCCUGGAGCUGCAGGACACCGGGGACCUGGACGUGCUCAAGCAGAAGUGGUGGCCACACACGGGCCGCUGUGACCUCGCCAGCCACUCCAGCGCCCAGACCGACGGCAAGGCCCUCAAGCUGCACAGCUUUGCCGGGGUCUUCUGCAUCCUGGCCAUCGGCCUCCUCCUGGCCUGCCUGGUGGCCGCCCUGGAGUUAUGGUGGAGCAGCAACCUGUGCCACCAGGAGACCCCCAAAGAGGACAAAGAGGUGAACCUGGAGCAAGUACACCGGCGCAUCAACAGCCUCAUGGACGAAGACAUCGCGCAACAGAUCUCGCCCGCGUCCAUCGAGCUCUCGGCCCUGGAGAUGGGGGGCCUGGCGCCCAGCCCGGCCCUGGAGCCCACGCGCGAGUACCAGAACACCCAGCUGACGGUCAGCACCUUCCUGCCGGAGCAGAGCGGCCACGGCGCCGGCCGGACACUCUCGGCAGGGCCCAGCAGCAGCCUGCCCCUGCCGCUGAGCAGCGCGGCCACCAUGCCCCCCAUCCAGUGCAAACACCGGUCGCCCAACGGGGGGCUGUUCCGGCAGAGCCCGGUGAAGACCCCCAUCCCCAUGUCCUUCCAGCCCGUGCCUGGGGGGGUCCUCCCGGAGGCCCUGGACACCUCCCACGGCACCUCCAUCUGACCGCACCGCCUGCCGCCGCCCGCCCGCCCGCCCACCCGACCAGCAGAGCUUUUUAAUACGAGAAACCACAAGACCACACACGCACACAUGCACACACACGCACACAGACUCACACACACACAGAGACUCUUUCAUGUUUCUUGUACAUACGUGUAAAUAAUGACAGAAUGGAGUGGGGUAAAAGUGUAUUUUGAAUAUUCCCAAUUUUCGAAGUCAGUAAAAAAACCACAAAAACUGUAUGAGCGACUUUGUAAAUUUUGUUCUAUAUGAAUAAAAAGGCAAAUUACUUGUGAUCA
This is a messenger RNA of Cavia porcellus (domestic guinea pig), 2726 nucleotides long. Its product is annotated as glutamate receptor ionotropic, delta-1-like. Gene Ontology annotation, molecular function: transmitter-gated monoatomic ion channel activity involved in regulation of postsynaptic membrane potential; glutamate receptor activity. NCBI's taxonomy places the organism in Eukaryota, Metazoa, Chordata, Mammalia, Rodentia, Caviidae. Gene Ontology annotation, biological process: monoatomic ion transport; synaptic transmission, glutamatergic; modulation of chemical synaptic transmission. The record is from RefSeq and is a predicted model, not a curated record. Gene Ontology annotation, cellular component: plasma membrane; postsynaptic density membrane.